This is a messenger RNA of Enterobius vermicularis (human pinworm), 201 nucleotides long. The record is from the annotation of a GenBank genome assembly. Lineage: Eukaryota; Metazoa; Nematoda; Chromadorea; Rhabditida; Oxyuridae.
AUGUUGAGAUUACUGGCUACUAUUCUGCCAAUUCUGGCAGUUGUCAAAUUCGGUACAGCCAGAAGUCUCGCGAAUACCGAGUAUAUGCCAGAUAUUGAAACUGUUGAACUGCCAGUGGGUCGAUUUCCAGAACCGAACUGUCGUUACAAAAUUCAUUUGGUCAAUCGCUAUGGACCAAUGUUGAAUCGGUAUGUUUCGUAG